CACUUUCUCUCUGCUAAACUACAAACAGACGACAAAACUCCGCGCUGGCAAAGAUUCCAUCUUUAAUUGUCCCUCCAAAGACCUACUCCACCCCCACCCCCCUAGGGUAGUUCUUGUUCUUCCCCUCUAUCACUCUCUAAUUCCCCACAACCUAAAAUUCUACAACUGCUCAGUCUAGUGCAAUUCCCAUCUCUUUCUUUAUUUCAUUCUCACAAAUCAAAACCCCACCCUUUUAAUUAUUUAUUUUAUUAUUAACCAACAAUCAUUCUCCAAGUAUCUUUCUUUCAUUAUUUUUAUAUUUCUGUUUGAAACUAAAUUAAUAAUAAUGGGUUGCACCAGCUCCAAAAUUGAUGAUUUGCCGGCGGUCGCUCUCUGCCGUGACCGUUGUACCUUUUUAGACGAAGCUAUUCACUACCGUUACGCUUUAGCUGAAGCUCAUCUCGCUUAUCUUCACUCCCUCAAAUCAGUCGGCCUCUCUCUUCAUCAUUUUUUCGAACAAAAUGUCGAUAUUUCUGAUUCUACCCCUGAACUUCAUUCCCCUGUUAAAACUGACCCCUCUAAAAAACCUCAUGCCGCUGCUCCUCCUCCUCUGCCUGCUACUGCUGCUGCUGCCAUUGAUCAAAAUCAUGAUUCUCAUUCGAGUUCCGGUUCUCAUCUUCAUUUUCACUCUGAUUCUGAUGAAGAAGGUUCUGGUUCUGGUUCUGAAUCUUUACAUCAUCAUUUAGAUACUCAGAUGCCACGUCAUCAGUACGGUCAUCUCAGUUAUGCGGAUCAUGAAAUGCUUGGUUUUGGAGCUCCUUAUCCAGUUGGUGGGGGUAGUGGGUAUAUGCAUAUGAAUUUUAUGAGGAACCAAACUACACCGUCUGUUACACAUGAACAACGGCCAAUGAGUACUGAAACUGUUCGUAUGAGUGAACCCUAUCCUUAUCCUUAUGCUAAUAACUAUCUGGAUUAUCCUAUUUACGGGGGCGAAUUUUUUUCCUCUUCGUUGUCAAGGCCGUAUGGGGUUUCAUCGGCGGCGGGGCCGUCAUCCACGGCGGCGGUGGCUUCGAGCUCGAAACCGCCACCGCCUCCACCAUCUCCGCCGAGGAGUUCACCUUGGGAAUUCUUGAAUCCAUUUGAGACAUUUGAGAACUAUCCAGCACCAGCGUACACAUCGAGCAGAGACUCGAGAGAGGUGAGAGAAGAGGAGGGGAUACCUGAUUUGGAAAGUGAGGAUUUUGAUCAUGAGGUUGUUAAGGAAGUUCACGAGGAUCAAAGAUUUGCGGAGGAGGGCCCGAAGGCAGUUGCUGAGAAUGAGAAUGAUAAUGAGAAGAUGGCUGAUUCAGAAUUGUUGCACAGGCCGAGGCCAAGUUCAUCCACUGAGGAUGAUCCGGUUGAGUAUGAGGUGCACGUGGUGGAUAAGAAAGUGGUUGAUGAGGAGGAGGGGCGAGGAAAUGUAGCUGGUUUUAAGGGUCGUAGUUUGAAGAGUGACUCUGAUGUUGUGAAGGAGAUUCAGGUUCAAUUUGAGCGAGCUUCUGAAUCAGGGAAUGAGCUUGCUAUUAUGCUCGAGGUUGGAAAACUUCCUCAUAACCGUAAGCACGCCACAUAUCAAGUGAAUUCCAAGAUGUUGCACGCGAUUACCCCUAAUUCCUUAUCUAUAGUCUCGCAACCUUCUACCUCAAAGAAUGCUGCAAUUGAGAGUGCUGAUCCUGCCAUUUUAGAUGUAGAAGGAGAUAUUAUUUCAAGGUCUAGAAAUAUUUCGUCUACAUUACAGAAGCUGUACCUCUGGGAGAAGAAACUGUUUGAGGAGAUUAAGGCGGAGGAGAAGAUAAGGGUGCUUCAUGAAAGGAAAAGUCGAAAGCUGAAGCAAUUAGAUGAAAAGGGUGCUGAGUCUCACAAGGUUGACAUGACCAGAAAAUUGGUUUUAAGUCUCUCCUCAAAAAUAAGAAUUGCAAUUCAGGUCGUUGAUAAGGUUUCUGAGAAGAUAAACAGACUGAGGGAUGAAGAGUUGUGGCCACAACUGAAUGAACUCAUUCAGGGGCUAAGUAGAAUGUGGAAAUGCAUGCUUGAGUGCCAUCGCUACCAAUGUGUAGCUAUUGGAGAAGCAAAGCAGUUAGACGCCAUUUCAUCUCACAAACACUUUAGUGAUGCUCAUCUUGAAGCCACUUUGCAACUUGAGCAUGAACUUUUGAACUGGACUUUGAGAUUCUCUUGUUGGGUGAGUGCACAGAAGGGUUAUGUGAGAACAUUGAACAAUUGGCUUAUGAAAUUUUUUCCGGAUGCGCCAGAAGAAACAGUCGAUGGAAUAGCUCCCUUUUCUCCUGGUAGGAUUGGUGCGCCCCCUAUUUUUGUCAUUUGUUAUCAUUGGUCACAAUCGUUUGAAAGAGUUUCUGAGAAAGAGGUGGUUGAUUGUUUGCGAGAUUUUGCUACAAAUGUUCUUCAUCUUUGGGAGCGAGAUAAGUUUGAAUUGCGCCAACGGAUGUUGGUGAACAAGGAUAUGGAGAGACAAGUGAAGAACUUGGAGAGGGAAGACCAGAAGAUACAAAAGGGGAUUCAUGCACUAGACAAAAGAAUAGUACUGGUUUCUGGCGAGGAAAAUAGUCUCUCAUUAAAUAGGCAUGUUGUUUACCAGAGCGAGACAAGCAAAAACAGUAACCUUCAGGUUGGUUUACAACGUAUCUUUGAGUCCAUGGAAAGGUUUGCUGCCAACUCAUUGAAGGUAUACGAGGAGCUUUUGCAACGUAUUGAGGAGGAUAGACUUGCUUGAGAGCUUGAAAAGGUACUUUUCAGGGGGUUGGUUACGCUUAUUCUGUGAUAGAAGUUACAGAAGUUUCAGGUUAGGGGACAAAGGGAAACAGAGCAGAAGAUUCCGUUAUUGCCUCAUUGGACUUGCUACUGCUGCUGUAGCACUGUUACAGCUUGAUCAGUUUCAUCCUCCCUGUGCGGAAAAGAGAGUUUAAAUUAAGCUGACAGCAAUAUGCCUUUCAGGUCACUGCAACAGGAACUUUUUGCAAUAGUUGGAUCGGAUAUCCUCGAAUCUUCAAUUUUAGCUCUCCUUGAGUUUUGGUCCAACAAUUAUUUGGAGACCUCUGACUAAAUAUUACCCAGGAAGGAAAUUUAAUGAUGAAAGCUGCAAUUUGUGCUGUCUUCUUGGAACUAUUUUGAUGAACAUUUUAGAACUGAUAGUUGGAGAUAUUUGGGUGGUCGAAAGUGCUGAAAUGCCAAGCUGGAGCGCCGGGGAGAAAAGAGGUGUAGAAUUAUUCUUUCAUGGCCAAUAACUCUUCAUUUUGUAGUAGGUGCUUUUGAGUCUGCACGCGGAGACAAAGAGGAUGUGUGGUGACGCAAGUCAUGAAACUGCAGUUGCCUGGGCAUGAGAAUGGAGAUAUUCUGAUAGUUGAAUAGGGGUGUGUUUUUUAAGAUCCAAUCAAUAAUAUGUAUCUAAAAUUAGAUAUGUACACAAGGAAAUGGUUGAAGCCGAUGGAGUUUUGACGACAACGAGGUAAAAUUCUAUCUGAUGUUUGUAUAUGUCUAGUUGGUUUCCAUGAAGAAGGAUUAUGCACCUUUUUAUCUCUUCUCGAUUUUUUUUAAUGUCAGCUCUUCCUUACUAUGAAGUAUUUAGGUUAUAGGGGAACGAGAUGUGUCUGUUUUGAUCAGAAUAUUUGAAGACAGAUCUCCAUAUGCUUGUUAAAUUUUACACAUUUUAGGUUCAUAUCUUCUUUAUCUGUGGUUAA
Messenger RNA from Nicotiana tabacum (common tobacco), 3713 nucleotides. RefSeq lists its product as uncharacterized. The record is from RefSeq and is a predicted model, not a curated record. NCBI's taxonomy places the organism in Eukaryota, Viridiplantae, Streptophyta, Magnoliopsida, Solanales, Solanaceae.